Molecule: messenger RNA, 4686 nt
Organism: Marchantia polymorpha subsp. ruderalis
Lineage: Eukaryota; Viridiplantae; Streptophyta; Marchantiopsida; Marchantiales; Marchantiaceae
Source: the annotation of a GenBank genome assembly
GAACGAAGGGAAGGAAGGUCGGGGAGGCGAGGGAGAGGGAGAGUGUGGGUUCGUAGACAGAGCAAGCGACGCGGGGGGAGGAUGUGGGGAGUGGCGACGUAGGGAAGAUCAACAGGAAAGGGAAAGGCGAGGGCACUGUAGCCACGAAAACGAAUUUCUUGGUUGGUUCCUGAAGGACAUCUCCGCACCAAUUAACUGGAAGAGCUAGCCCGUCUGCUGCUGCAGCAGCAGCCGAGAGCGAGCGAGCCAAGUUUGUCAGCGUGGGAAAAGAAACAGCGACAUUCCGAAAAUCAGACUUCAUGAUCGUGGGCAAUAUGGACAGCAAUUUUCUUCUUUUCCAUGUUGUGGAGAAUUGGACCACCUCUCGAGUCGGAGACCGUUGAAGCUACUAUAGGGGGUCACUGAAGUAGUUUAGGUGGAUGUUGGAAAUUCCACUGGCAAAUAGCUAGCCCCAGGUUUUCCGGUAGACCCUCGAAGCUUGAGCAUGCUCGAACUUGGCACUGUCGAAUUUAGAAUCGAUCAACGAUGUGGACAAUAUAUGGCAGGACAGGUUUUGUGAUAGGGGUGCAUAGUGCGUGCAGUUAUGCGGUUUCAGGGACAUCAAAAUCACUGCUGCCUAAAGCGGUCUCUUGCUUCUCUCCCUUAUAGAAACUUUCAGUUCACAGGAGGCAGUGGAUGCUCGUAAUACUGCAAAUAGGAUGUCAAUUUUGAGACUUCCAAUGCACGAAAAGGGUGAAAAGGAAACUUGGGAAAUUUCUGCACAACGAGUCCAUGUUGCUAUGCUGAUCAGGCCAGGGGCUAAACGACUAUUGAUGGAUGAAAAGACUCUUGGAUGCUGCAAAGGAACUGCCCAAUCGGCGUACGAUGCCGGUUAUGUGGCCUGAGAAUAUUAUACAUCUCAUGUCAAUGGAUCGAAGACAUCAGUGGGAUCCAGAGACUCUAGCAGAGGAAAGCUUAUUAGUCCGAGAGAGGACCUUUGCAGAUCCGGAACGUCUAAUGGAGCUUUUGCAUACAAGUGAGUCCGGACUGAUUCAGUUGGCAACCCUAGCGAAACAGUGGGAGAGAAGACAGGCCAAUGCCGUCCGACUUUUGCGGCAGCAACUUGAUACCCUGAAUAUGCAGAGAAUAGAGGCUGAGCGCAAGCAUCGCCAAAUUCUUGAAGAACAAUGGAGUCCCAGGCUGAACAGUUCAGCUUACACCAUCAAAAGAGAAGAUGGUGCCGAAUCAACAAGCCCUAUGGAGGAAGACGAAAUGUCCAGCUCAGGUGGUUCUGGUUCAAGAGGAUCAUUGGUAGGAAGUGUCAGCGGCUCAUUUGGGGAUGAGCAGGAUGGAUCCGUGGAGUAUUGGAAAGAAAGGGCCAAGACCUUGGACCAUCUUCUAGCAGAAAGUUUGCAAAGGGAGCAAGUUCUCCUGAGCAGAUUGCAUGAAAAUCUGGUGGAACCUACUGUAUCUUUACCACUGGAGGAGUUGCAAGAUCAUCUGCAGCGUUUGGACAAUUUUCUUCAUUUCACUCUAAGAAAGGCUCCUGUUGUUGUAGGUCAUCAGGAUAAGGAACUACGGUAUCGGUUCGUCUACAACGCUUUUCCAACCCUAGCAGAAGAGGAAGUGAUGGGCAAAACCGAUGCAGAAAUCUACUCAGGACUUGGUGUCGAUGAGGUCACGGAGUUCAAGAGGGAAGUCCUACAAAGGGGAUGGCCUUUAAAACGUGAAAUUAAUUUUGACACGGAUCUAUUUGGCCCCAAAACUUUCAUCAUAGCAGCAGAGCCUGUAUUCAGCAAGACUGGCGACACACUUGGUCUGAAUUACGUGGCAAUGGAUAUAACUGAUGAGACUGCUUGUGGGUCCUGUUUCGUCCGUGGCUGCUUUCGGGCUGCCAAGCGGGAGAAAAUCAUAUGCUUGCGGGAGGAUAUUGCUGUACAGAAGGCCAUGGAAAGUGAACUUCACAAAACCAUCGACAUCACAGAAGAGACAAUGAGGGCAAAACAAAUGCUUGCAACAAUGUCACACGAGAUUCGGUCACCCUUGUCUGGUGUCGUAAGCAUGGCAGAGGUUUUAGCGACAACCAAGCUAGAUACUGAGCAGCGCCAAUUGGUGGACGUUAUGAUGUCCUCUGGUGAUCUCGUGCUACAACUUAUCAAUGACAUCCUUGAUCUGUCGAAAGUAGAAUCAGGAGCUAUGAAAUUGGAGGCCAAAAAGUUCAGACCGAGAGAGGUUGUGAAGCACGUGUUGCAAAUGACCCUUGCUUCUGUGCAACAUAAGCACCUUGUUUUGGAAGGAGAUGUCGCCGACGAAGUUCCCGUCGAGGUAAUAGGGGAUGUCUUGAGAAUCCGACAGGUCUUUACGAAUCUAGUCAGCAACGCAAUCAAGUUUACACACAAGGGCGUGGUUGCGAUAAAAAUGAGGUUGGAGUCAUCUCCAGAUCCACCUGCUAGUAAUAGAGCGUUUGCAAAGUUUCAAACGAACAAGGCUUGCAAGCCUGUGAUUAAUGUCGGCCCAAGUUCUUCCCCAGAUUCAUCCUCUGUAGCUCAAAGUAUAAAUAACCAACAAGGUUCUCCUCCCCGUCCACUCGCUCAAAAUUCGAGUGAAGCCAAUAACCAGGUUGACCCGAAAGACGGUUCUGAUUCUUCCCAAAUUUCCAGAUCUACGUCGACAGCCUCCUCGGUUUCUACUUUGUCAUCUGUUUCUUCUACUCUGUCCUCCCUCUCAUCGGCAUCAUCAUUUUCUACAAAAGCUCUGGAUGAAGUUAGCGGCGUUGAACCUGAAGAUGCAACGCCUCCAUCUGCGGGCGCAAUGUGGGAAUCCCCGAAAUCGUAUGAGAAGAGUGCUGAAGUCAUUUGGCUCCAUUGUGAAGUCUGUGACACCGGUAUUGGAAUUCCAGAAGCCGCACUUCCGAGCCUUUUUGAGAAAUACACACAAGUCAGCACGACUCAUGCUCGAAAGUACGGUGGUACAGGUCUGGGAUUGGCCAUCUGCAAGCAAUUGGUCGGUCUAAUGGGUGGCACGUUAAAGGUUGCCAGUAAGGAGAAUGAGGGUUCUACUUUCUCAUUCACGUUGCCUUUGCGGGCUGUGAAAGAGAAGCCAAGCCAGGUCCAGUUGAAUGACAAGGUUUAUCGGAUGAUAUCGGAUACUCAAGAGAAGACGGAAAUGUCUUCAAAAAAGAGAGGGUACUUCCAGUUCACUCCUAAUGUAAUCCCGUCAACCGUGGGUUCCACGAGACCUCUUCUGCACAGUCCUAAUGCGGACGGCAAAGGAAAGAAUGGUAAAGCGAUGGAUGUGAGCAAGCUAAGACAGAUGUACGGGGAAUCAUUCGCCCAGAAUUCUCAGCCUGGUGGUCUUGGAGACCAUUCCCAGACAGGCGAGACGAACAGCACAGCAGACAAAGCUUUACUGAAGGAGGAAAACAGAUUGCCAUUGAGCAGUAGAGAUGUGACGGGAAGCUCAAGUUCGCAGUCUUGUUGUGACGGGCCAUCAGACCUCAUACAUAAACGUGGCUGUGCAGCGACUUCUGACACAAGCUGUCAACUUCCUCCACCGUCACUAAAGUCAAAUACUUUGAAGAAUAAUGCGGGUGGAUCGAAGGCUUCCAUCCCGCCUCUGCCACCAGCACGACUCUUGAAUUCCAGCCCUAGUGCCGAUCAACGAGCACAAAGAUUACCGAGAAUUCUUCUUGCUGAGGACAACAAGGUGAAUGUAAUGGUUGCGCAGUCCAUGCUGAAGAGGCUCGGGCACUCCCUGGAAGUAGUGAGUAACGGAGCUGAGGCCGUACAUGCUGUCCAAAAGAGCAACUAUGAUCUGAUUUUGAUGGAUGUAUCAAUGCCAGUAAUGGAUGGGCUCGAAGCAACAAGGCUCAUACGCAGAUUCGAGGAUACGGGCCAAUGGUUGUAUAGUGAAGAGCAGGGUGAUACCGAAAGAAGUGGAUCCUCCUCGUCUUCUGCAGAUAACUCGGUCGUAUCAGAAAAGUCCGAGACAGCUGGAAUGUUAAUAGCCUCCCCCAGGCAACGGACUCCAAUUAUUGCGAUGACAGCGAAUGCCUUGGCAGACAAUGUAGUCGAAUGCUACAAUCAUGGGAUGGAUUGUUUCAUCGCAAAGCCUGUCACUUUUCAAAAGCUUGAACAGGUGUUGAAGCAGUUUAUACCAUGGCUGGAUCAUCAAAGGGGCGCAGUAUGCUGAGUAGUUAACCUCCCCGAUUAUGUGUAGAUUACUUAGUCUCAAUUUUUUUCCCUCAAUAUUGAAAUUGACACCGCUGGAUUACGGCUGAGUUACAACGAGAUGGGAAACACAUAAGUCCUCCCAUUUUCUGGAGGGGGUUUGCUGCCCAGGUCAAAGUGGAGCUACACCCUGAAAAUGUUAGAGCAUUCACUUCAAGUGGUUUGCUGUGGGUUCUGACACUACAACGGAAAUCACCUUAUCUUAGUCAAUCAGUCAGGUGAACAUAUCCCAACAACAGCUUGAUGCAUGUAGCGUAGAUUUAGUGGCAGCAUCAGCUGAGUACAUGAACCACAGAGUUGAGAUGAGUUUCCUGGGGCAUGUGGCUAACGCCAUUCAAUUUUUUAGUAACAGUUUUCUCCACCUACCCCCAAUAUUUAUUGUGUCCAGACCAUUGUGCAGGUAAGUGCCCACACUGUGUGAAUUUGUACCAUAGUUCGGCUUGUUUGCUCCUAAUAAGUAAGCUUAAUUUCAACACGC